This is a messenger RNA of Metarhizium brunneum ARSEF 3297, 963 nucleotides long. RefSeq names its product Dihydroorotate dehydrogenase (gene URA1). Gene Ontology annotation, biological process: 'de novo' pyrimidine nucleobase biosynthetic process. The record is from RefSeq and is a predicted model, not a curated record. NCBI's taxonomy places the organism in Eukaryota, Fungi, Ascomycota, Sordariomycetes, Hypocreales, Clavicipitaceae. Gene Ontology annotation, cellular component: cytoplasm. Gene Ontology annotation, molecular function: dihydroorotate dehydrogenase activity.
AUGGCCCCCAAGCUCUCCAUCCACCCGCCGCUCCUCAACACCGCCUGCCCCUGGGCCACGACGCCCGCGCACCUCGAAGCCCUCCUCCGGUGCCCCUCCACCGGCGCCAUCACCACCCGGACCAGCCUCAUCGACGGGUUCCCGCACGACGACGCCGUCCACCGCUACGCCUUCCUCGACCCUGCCUCCACGUCCGGCCGUGCCCCCGAGGCCGGCCCGUCCGCCAGCCCCGUCGGGAGCAUCAACUCCCUCGGCUACAGCCCGCUCCCGCUCGACGCGUACCUCGCCGCGCUGUCGGGCCUAAGCGCCUCUCUCCCCCCGGACGUCACGCACAAGACGGCCAUUGUCAGCGUCGCCGGCCCCCCGUCCGCCGUGGCCGAGUGCUACGCGCGCAUCCUGGCCGCCUCGUCGGGCGUCUCGUUCCCGCUCGCCGUGGAGGUCAACCUCUCGUGUCCUAAUAUCCCGGGCUCUACGCCGCCGGGCUACGACCCCGUUUGUCUGGGGGCGUACCUGGCCGCGCUGCCGGGGGACCCGCUCGUGCCGGUGGGCAUCAAGACGCCGCCGUAUACGUACGCGGCGCAGUUUACUGCUCUCGUGGAUAUACUAGCGCUGUACGCGGGCAGGGUCAGCUUCGUCACGGCGACGAAUACCCUCGGCUGCAGCGUGUUUAACGAAGGCGAGGGCGAGGGCGAGGGCGAGGGCGCGUCGUGGAUGGAAGGGGGCCUGGCCGGCGCGGGGAUUCACCCCCUAUCCUUGGGCAACGUGCGCAUGCUGCGGCGGGCGCUGGACGGCCGGGGGCUCGCUGGCGUGCAGGUCAUUGGCGUUGGGGGCGUGCACGACGCCUCUGGGUACAGGAGGAUGAGGGGCGCGGGCGCCGAGGCCGUCGGCUUGGCCACGGCGCUGGGGGCCCGGGGCGUCGGCGUGUUUGAGAGCAUCGAGAGAGACGUCGGCUCCGAGUGGUAG